AUGGCUUGCGACGACGACAACGAUUUCAUUCGUGGCAUAUUUUGCCCUCAUGUAGCCGUCUUGUGUUCGGAAAAGGCACAAGAAAUGUGUCGUAAAAACAAUUUGAGCUUCAGCGAUUUGCUUAAUCCAUUUGCUCGGUUGACAGACGUUAAUUUCAAAGACACCAAUGGUGGUAUGAUAAAUGUCCCAAAUCUUCAGAUAGUGUUUUCCAACAUGAACAGCCAGCCCUUGUCGAUCACCAAGGAAAGAAGUCGCUUACAUGAUUCUGUUAAUAUAACAACUGAACCAAGCAACAUAACUGUCAAAAUUGGUGGACGGGAAAUCACAAUACCUGAAAAUACGCCAUGGUUUACUAAGUGGAGAACAACGUUUUUACAAAUUCAAAAUGUCUCAGACCAUGAAUAUACUAAACAUUUUUUAGGAUGUAUGAUAGUAAUAAGCUCUUCUGAUGAAGAAAAAGUGUCAUCAUUGACACAGCAAGUUCAACAAUCAAUUUUACCAAAUCAAAAUCAAUCACCUAAAUGGUUUCAUACCACUAUAUUAAGAUAUUAUGUUGUUUUACAUGAAAGCCUUAAUCCUGAUUUGAGCAUAGCUAAUAAAAUUAUUGAAACAUUACAGUCAACAUAUGGCCAUAGUAGUUGCCAUCUCCUUAGAUUAAAUUCGUGUAAAUCUCCUAAAACCGAGUUAACUGAAGGAAUAUGGGAUUACUUGAAUAAUUCAUUUAGUUUAAAUGAUAGUAUAGAUUCUCAUGAUCAGAGUGGAGAAUUUGAAAAUAGUUUGAACUCUGUAGAUAGUUCUUUAAUACAUCCUCUAAGUCCACAAGAAUAUAACAAGAAUUUGGAUAGUGAAUCAAAAAUGGACAUUCAAAAAGUAUAUGGUGCUUAUUUAGAUGAAAAUGAUCAUAACAAUAUACGAGAUUUAACCAAACAUUUUGUUUCAAGAUCACUAAUACCAUAUAUUGAAUCUCAAAUACAAUCUUUAAAUGAAUCGGUGACAAACAAAAAAGGUGUGAGUAGAUCACUUUUAAGUGCAACCAAAAGAUGGUUUAGCACAAAUAAACCUACUGCAGCAGCCUUACCAGCUACAGUUAACUACACUAAUGAUUCACCAGAGCUUCAAACCCGACGUUUAGCUGAUUUAUAUAUGAUUUUGGGUGCCUGGUCUCUUGCUUUUCCAUUAUACCAGGCAGCCAAAAGAGACUUUAGUGCAGAUAACGCUUGGAUGUUAUAUAGUGGUGCUAUCGAAAUGGCUGCUAUUUGUGCUUUAAUGUGCCCUAGUGUAUGUGACAAUCGAAAAGCCAUAGAAUAUGCCAAUGAGAGUGUAUUGACAUAUUUGAAUACUUGCAGGGUUCCACAAUUUGCAACAAGAGCUACAAUACUAUUUUGUGAAUUAUUUGUCAGCCGGGAAAUGUAUGGAGAGGCUGCUAAAAUGUUUAUUCAGAUGACAAAUGAAGACUCAGAUUUACGUAGUGCUCUACUUUUAGAACAGGCAGCUUAUGCUUUCCUGAAAUCACAAAAACCCCCAAUGUUGAGAAAGUAUGCUUUUCAUAUGGUUCUGGCUGGACACCGAUACUCAAAAGCAACACAAAGAAAGCAGUCACUAAGUUGUUACCAACAAGCUUAUCAGGUCUUUGAAGAUACACAUUGGACAUUAGCAGAAGACCAUAUACAAACAGCUAUUGGUAGACAGGCCACAUUUUUAAAACACAUGAAACAAGCUUCUGAAGCAUAUUCCAAAUUGCUAGCAAGAGCUUCAAGUCAACCACCAGAUCAACAAUCUACUAUUCUUAGAGAUUAUUUGAACAUAAAAUUGGAAUAUGCAGCAGAGAAAAAUGACUCGUCGAUCAUAGAUUUGGCCCUACCUCUCAUAGAUCAGAAAAAAAUCAAGAUAUUGUUAAAUGCAGACAGUAUAAUAACUAAAGAACAUAGUUUUGAUGAAGACUUGUUGAACCCAAGGUGGUAUAAAAUGGAAGAAGAUUUAAUUACAGAAGCUCGUGGAAUACCUCCAUUAAUAUUUAAGCCAACUUUUGCUUUCUAUGGUAGCAAUGAUGCAAUAAAACAAUUAUUGUAUGUGAAUGAAUUAGUGCAAGUACAAAUGACAUUAUCAAACCCAUUAAACAUAUCCUUAUGCAUUGAAAACUUAUCAUUGACAUAUUCUUUUGAUAAAGAGAUAAAUUUGGUAGAACCUCAAGUGCUAGAUGAACUACUUUUAGCGCCUUCCAGUACAACACAAGUUAUUCUUGGACUGAAAACUAAAAGUAUUGGGAUUCUAACUAUAACUGGUGUUCAGUUUAGCUUAUUGAUUCCAUCAAUUAUGAGUGAUGACAUAGUCAAACGAGUAAUAAAUGGUUGGCAACGUUUUGAGAUGUUGAGUUCUAUACAAUUCAAUGUUCAACCACAAACUUCCUUACUAAAGGUGGAUUUUGAUGGAAAUCAAGUUAACACAUUAAUUGGUGAAAUGAACAUAAUACGAUUAACAUUAGAAAAUGCUGGUACAAUACCAUUGCAUAAAAUCUAUGUGUCAACUUCAAUUGAAGAUUCAUUUUUCUCAGAAUCAAAUCAUUCUUGCAAAAACAAAAAAAUUCGAAGUUUGUUAAUUCAAAUGCCUCCAAAUUCAAAAAAGUCUGUAGAAUUUUGCUUCAAUAGUCCAGACACAGAAACAUUUAGCCUUGAUUUGUUAUUUUAUUAUGAAUCUCAAAUUGAAACUAAAAAACAAGAGUACAGAUUAUGCAGGGCUAGCUGGUUUAUGACAGCAAAACCUUGUGUUAGGUUAUCUGCUUCUGCGUUACUUGCCAACCAAAACAGUGAAACGCUUAAUUUAAAAACAAUUGUUCAUAAUUUAUAUAAGGGAAAUGAAGUAGAACAAGUAAAACUAAAGCAAGUAUUCUUGUACAGUCCAGAAUGGACACUAUCUAAAAAAAUAUACCCUCAAGGAAGUAUAAAAGAUUUGGAUCAACAACAGUCAUGUCAUUUAUUCUUACAAGCUUGUCGAACAAACAAAAGUGGCAUUUCCAAUAUUAAUUUUGAUAAUGAACAAUUUCCUCAAACUGAUAUGUGUGAAAAAUUUGUUUCAACAACAAAAUCACUUACAAAAGAAAUUAAAAUGCCAAAGUUUGAUAGACACAAAGUUCAAACAGAGGUGUUGAAAUGUAUUGAUCUCGUUUUGGCCAUUUUAUGGCAGGUAAUAAUCAAAGAUCAUUCAAAUCAGUUGAGAAUUAUUUGUGGGAUUCACAGGGUUUCGUUGACAAAAUUAAAUUUAAGUGUAGCAUGGCCUGAAUUUGGGUGUUUAGAUGUGUCAAAAAAUAUCUCCAAGCCAAUAGGAAGAUUAAAAAUAUUUGGACCUGAUCGAAAUAUACAUCCAUAUGAUGGGACACCUCUACCUAAUGAUGCAACAGGAUUGUUAGAGUCGCCCAUGAAUCGCUUAAUCAAUAUUGCUUUUUCACAUCCUAGUACCGUUUCACAUUCCUUUAAUGACAAAAAAAUGUGUAUUGUAUCUGUACAAAUAAUACUUAAGAACUGUGUUGAACACAAAAUUGAAGUUAAAAUUGAUACUAACACAGCUAGUUGUUUAAAGUCGGAUGUUGAUGAUCAACAUUUUUGUUGGAUCGGUGUUAUUAAUCCAAAGCCGUUUUUCUUGCCAGUUUCGGCAACGCACACUAUUCGCUUAUUCGCUGCAGUUGCUUCUCAAGGGUGUUAUAAAACGACAGCUAAACUUGAUAUACUGGCACGACCUUAUCCACCUGCUCAACAUGCAUUCCUAUCCCAAAUCAUUUCAUCUUCUUCUUUAUUAGUCAUUAAAGACCCUAAAUCUGAGAUAACAAGUUAA
Molecule: messenger RNA, 3825 nt
Organism: Macrosiphum euphorbiae (potato aphid)
Lineage: Eukaryota; Metazoa; Arthropoda; Insecta; Hemiptera; Aphididae
Source: the annotation of a GenBank genome assembly